Molecule: messenger RNA, 1989 nt
Organism: Aphanomyces astaci
Lineage: Eukaryota; Oomycota; Saprolegniomycetes; Saprolegniales; Verrucalvaceae
Exons: 9
Coding region: 1-1989 (662 amino acids)
Source: RefSeq, a predicted model, not a curated record
AUGUCAACUAAAUCAUGUCGUAGCAUCAACGUGUUGUCCGAGCCGCCGCUUGCAGCCGCCUUGGCUCACGGGAUUUGGUCGCUCGUGGGCCACAAAGACACCGCACUCCAAGUGACUGGUUGCGGCUCGUUUGCGGCCGUCGAAGCCCUUGGCAUGGAGAAUCCUUCGUUGCCGCCCGACGAGCUGGCUUGUAUGAUUGCUUCUGGUGGCAAGCAGCUCACAAAUCCCAAUGCACAAUGUGCACUCCUUAUCCCUCACGGGUACUCCGCACGCCGACGCCAGCCGCCACGCUACACCCAUCCCUCAUGGGAACUCCCCAAGAUAACGCCAGCUGCCGCGCUUCAUCCAUCCCUCACGGGAACUCCUCAAGCCGACACCAGCCGCCAGACCCACUCGCGUCGUUCGCCGAGCGGUCCACCUAACCGCUUCAAUCCAUGGCGCCUCAUGCCCGCCUUUCCGCCCCGCUCCAAGCUCGAGUGCGGCGGGAAACGGUCUCUCCCAGUAGGCGCGAGGCGACCUACUAAGGACACCCUAGAAAUGAGCUUCCACUCGCUUGUGGAAUCUCUCGGCGCCCACGAAAUCGCCGCAUUGGUGAUGCACAUUGUCGAAGAAGAGAUGGAUCUCUUUUCGACCUCGACCGCAGAUGAAUCAGUCCUCGAUGCUCCUUUGAAGUCCCAGACGCGGGACUCCCUGCGGUCCAACCCCUAUUACGACCUCCUCAAAGAGUUUGACGACGUCUUUCCCGACGAGGUACCCUGCCGACUUCCCAUCGACAAGGGCGUUCAACACGAGGUUGAUCUCGUGCCCGGCGCUAAGUAUUGCGUCGGCAAUGGCCACUACCUCGCGACCAAGUCGACGCCAUCGAUGCAUUCUUCACGCCCGGCAAGGCGGCGGAAGCCGGGGGAAAAAUCGCGUAUUGUACACGCCUUUAACAAAUUGAACGUGGCCACAAUUCCGGGACAGACGCCGAUGCAUCACAAGGACGUUAUUAUGGACGGCACGGGUCGAUCUACCAUUUUCUCCACCAUCGACCUCCGCGAUGGCUUUUACCAAAUCCUGAUGCGGCAUGCCACAGGGUCUAUGCAACGCCCCGGCGACGUUCAACCGCAUGUUACCGCGAAGUUCCGCGCGUUUCGCGCCUUCGCACCGUCGUACUUCGACGACAUUUACGCCGAACUUGACGUUCUCUACGGCCAUGUCCGCAGGGUGUUUGAAGUCCUCUGUGCCAACGGACUCUAUGCCAACCUCGCCAAAUGCAUGUUUGGUGUCGACGAAAUCCCAGUCCUGGGAGAUUUGGUGGGGAUGAUCUUCGUCGCUGGCUGGGCCUUGCGACGUACCUCCACAAGUACUCGCAAACAUCGCCCCGCCGUGUUUCGGCUUCUCGUCAAGGAUGCUCCUUGGGUCUGGAAUUCCGCUUGUCAGUCGGCCUUCGAAGGCCUCAAAACCAAUCUUCAACUCGCCCCGGUCUUGGUGCUCGCAGACUUCGACAAAUCUUUUUCCGUCGUUUGCGAUACUUCGCAGUUUGCCAACGGCUACUGCUUUAUGCAGCUCGAGACCUCCGGUCACCCUCGCCCGGACUCCUACCAAAGCCGUCAACUCCAUCCGGCUGAGAGGGCGUACCCAGUUCACAAUUUGGAACUUCUCUCCAUGAAGUACGCCCUAACCAAGUUCCGCAUCUACCUCCUCGAUGGUGAACCCUUCGUGGUUUACACCGAUCAUGCGUCCUUACGCACGGCGACGAACACACCGCACCUUUCGCAGCGUUUGGCGCGCUGGAUUUCGUUCUUCUUCGAAUUCACAUUUUCGGUUCAGUACAAGCCCGGGAAGGACAACAUCCUGGCCGACGCCCUGUCUCGGCGUCCAAAUUUCAAACGGACCACGAUCGGUCUUUGGAUGUCCGGUCUUCACGAUCGGAUUCGCGCGGUGUACCCCUUUGACGCUGACUGCUCGUCGCGCCUGGCGGCGCUCACCGACCCCGUUUCCACCUAA